AUGGCUGGGACACAGGGCUGUGGCGAGGGGAAGAUCGCGGGGCUGUACGACCUGGAGCGCACGCUGGGCAAGGGCCACUUUGCGGUGGUGAAGCUGGCGCGGCAUGUCUUCACCGGGCAGCGGGUGGCCGUCAAGGUGAUUGACAAAAGCAAGCUGGCGGGGGAGGCGGCGGGGCAGCUCCUGCAAGAGGUGCUCUGCAUGAAGCUGGUCCAGCACCCCAACGUGGUGCGCCUCUACGAGGUCAUCGACACCCACGCCAAGCUCUACCUCAUCUUGGAGCUGGGCGAUGGCGGGGACAUGUUCGACCACAUCAUGCGGCACGAAGGCGGGCUGGCUGAGGCGCGGGCCAAGCACUACUUUGCCCAGAUCGUCCAUGCCAUCUCCUACUGCCACAAGCUGCACGUGGUGCACCGUGACCUCAAGCCCGAGAACGUGGUCUUCUUCCAGGAGCAGGGGGUGGUCAAGCUUACCGACUUUGGCUUCAGCAACCGCUUCCAACCUGGCAAGAUGCUCACCACCAGCUGUGGCUCGCUGGCCUACUCGGCGCCCGAGAUCCUGCUUGGGGAUGAGUACGAUGCCCCAGCUGUCGACAUCUGGAGCCUGGGGGUCAUCCUCUACAUGCUGGUGUGUGGCCACCCCCCAUUCCAGGAGGCCAACGACAGCGAGACCCUCACCAUGAUCAUGGACUGCCGCUACACUGUGCCCCCGCAUGUCUCGGCACAGUGCGCUGAUCUCAUCUCCAGGAUGCUGCAGCGGGACCCGAAGCAGCGAGCCUCCCUGGAGCAGAUCGAGAGCCACGCGUGGCUGCAGGGGGUGGACCCGUCCCCUGCCAGCCACUGCCUCCUGCCCCUCACUUCCCACAAGCGUGUGUCCGAGGAGGAGCACGAAAUCAUCCUUCAGGCCAUGACAUGUGGGAACAUCGCCGAUCGCGACACCAUCCAGGAGGCGCUGGAGGCCGACCGCUACAACCACAUCACGGCCACGUAUUUCCUGCUGGCGGAGAGGAUGCUGCGGGAGAAGCAGGAGAAGCAGGGCCGCCCCCUCAGCCUUGUCUACAACCUGGCCAAGGAGGUGCAGGGAAGGACCAACUUAUCAGACACGUUCCGCCCCAUGGGCAGCGCCGGCAGCCUCUUGCCCUUCACAGAGGUGCCAGGUGGCCUCGCUGCGGGCUCCCGGCUGCCCCCUCUGCCCGCUGGAGGGGACAUCGGUGGCCGGCAGCCCACUGGCACUCUGCUGAAGGUCCCUGCUGUUGACACCACCAUCACCAAGAGCACCCCGGCCCUGCAGCAGAUCUGUGAGGAGGAAGAGGAAGAGGAGGAGGAAGAGGAGGGCAGGCCCAGCACUGUGGAGAGGAAGAGCAGCUCACUGAACCAGGAGCAGAUGCGAGCCUUCCUGUGCCCCAUGGACAAGUCCCCAGGGCCUGGGUCCCCUGCUGGCCUGGCCCCGGGGGGCACUGAGGGGGGCACGGAGAGUGUCAUCAAGCUGGACCCAGGCAAGAGCAAGGGGGGCAGCCUGCGGGACAGGCUCCUGCAGUUCCCACUCUGCGAGAAAGCCCUGGCCUUCAACAUGCGGCCGGGCUCCAAGGAGAGCCUCCUCUCCCUCGGGCAGUUCAACUGCUGCCACGUCAUUUAA
Molecule: messenger RNA, 1632 nt
Organism: Egretta garzetta (little egret)
Lineage: Eukaryota; Metazoa; Chordata; Aves; Pelecaniformes; Ardeidae
Product: SNF-related serine/threonine-protein kinase-like
Exons: 6
Coding region: 1-1632 (543 amino acids)
Biological process (GO): intracellular signal transduction; microtubule cytoskeleton organization; protein phosphorylation
Cellular component (GO): cytoplasm
Molecular function (GO): ATP binding; tau-protein kinase activity; protein serine/threonine kinase activity
Source: RefSeq, a predicted model, not a curated record